Erigeron canadensis is the source of this 3357-nucleotide messenger RNA. RefSeq names its product kinesin-like protein KIN-5D. The record is from RefSeq and is a predicted model, not a curated record. Gene Ontology annotation, biological process: microtubule-based movement. Gene Ontology annotation, molecular function: microtubule binding; plus-end-directed microtubule motor activity; ATP binding. The coding region runs from base 1 to 3048 and encodes 1015 amino acids. NCBI's taxonomy places the organism in Eukaryota, Viridiplantae, Streptophyta, Magnoliopsida, Asterales, Asteraceae. The transcript is spliced from 22 exons.
AUGGAUAAUACGAAAUCGUAUCAAAUGAAACGAUCAAUGAGUCUCGUCCCUUUGUCACCAACACAAACGUUAUGGUCAAGUGAAAAUUAUGGCACCACUAAAGAUGAUAAAGAUAAAGGUGUCAAUGUGCAGGUUGUAUUGCGUUGUAGGCCAUUUAGUGAUGAUGAUGUGAAGGCGAAAACAGCUUCUGUGGUUACAUGUAAUGAGGAUAAACAAGAAGUUAUUGUUACUCAAAAUAUGGGUAAUAAGCACAUAGAUAAAGCUUUUAGUUUUGACAAGGUGUUUGGUCCAGGCUCAAAACAAAAGGACUUUUAUGACCAAGUUGUUGCUCCGAUUGUUAAAGAAGCUCUUGAAGGAUAUCAUUGGACCAUAUUCGCAUAUGGGCAAACCGGCACAGGGAAAACUUAUACAAUGGAAGGUGAAGGUGGAAAAACAAAGAGUGGAGAGUUUCAUGAAGAUGUUGGAGUUAUUCCAAGAGCAAUUGAGCAAAUUUUUGACACUCUUGAAGCUCAAAGAGUAGAAUAUAGCAUGAAAGUGACAUAUAUAGAGCUCUAUAACGAGGAAAUCACAGAUCUUUUGGUUCCAGAUGACAAAUCCAAAAAGCCCAUAUCUUUAAUGGAUGAUGGGAAAGGCGCGGUUUUCAUGAGAGGUUUGGAAGAGGAACAUGUAUGUAGUGCAGAUGAAAUUUACCACAUCUUGCAAAAGGGGUCUGCCAGAAAGCACACAGCCGAGACACUUAUUAACACACAAAGUAACCGAUCUCACUCAUUAUUUACCAUCACAAUACAAGUUAAGGAACACACUUUAGAUGGGGUGGAGGUAGUGAAAUGUGGAAAGCUAAAUCUUGUGGAUCUUGCUGGUUCAGAAAACAUCUUACGUUCUGGUGCAAGGGAGGGAAGAGCAAGGGAAGCUGGUGAGAUAAACAAGAGCCUGCUUACACUCGGUCGUGUUAUAAAUGCACUUGUUGACCACUCAGGACACGUCCCAUAUAGGGACAGCAAGCUAACAAGGCUAUUACGAGACUCAUUAGGAGGGAAAACAAAGACAUGCAUUAUAGCUACCGUGACACCUUCAAUCCAUUCUUCAGAAGAAACACAAAGCACACUUGAUUAUGCUUACAGAGCUAAAAGCAUUAAAAAUAGACCAGAGGUUAAUCAUAAGGUGACAAAAUCAGUAAUCGUCAAAGAACUCUACUCUGAAAUUGACAGCCUUAAACAAGAAUUGCAUGCUACGAGACAGAAAAAUGGGAUAUAUGUACCAAGUGAUCGAUACCUCACUGAAGAAGCUGCCAAGAAGGAAUUGACCGAAAAGUUAGAGUUACAAUGUAAGGAACUAACGAAUCUUCAAGAACUCUUGUAUCAUCAGCAAGAGUUGACUUCAGAGCUAAAUCAAAAACUUGUGAACACUGAGAGAAUUCUCCAAGAUAGUAAGAAAGAUGUCUCCAAUCUACAAGAUAAACUUAGACAGGCAAAUGAGACGACAAAAGAGAAGGAAUAUCUUAUACUCAAUCUUCUUGGAUCAGAACAAAAACUCACUAAAAGAGCGGCUGAGCUUCAUAGUGAGGUUGAGAAUGCAACAUCAGAGGUAUCCAGCUUGUUCGCGAAAAUUGAGCACAAGAACCACCUAGAAGAUGGAAAUAGAAUGCUAAUCCAAAGCUUUCAGAUGCUAUUAGCUCAACAUCUUGAAGCUCUUCACAAGAUUAUUGUUUCUUCUGUAACACAACAGGAGCUACUACGAAAUGCAAUGGAGGAACAUAUGCAAUUAUUUGUGCCGGAACAAGAUAAGGCUACUGAAGGACUUCAAACUUCUGUAAAAAAGAUGAAGGAUGUUUUGUCUGGUGGUAUCAACUCUCUGGUUCAACUAGCUACCGAACUCACUGGAAACUCUGAGACAGCACUUGGUGACAUAAAUACUGAAGUUAACGAGCAUUCCUCUGCCCUUGCAGAACUUAUAAGAGGAGCUUCAGUCAAGGUUGGUGACAUAUUUCAUGAUUUGCAUAGUAACCUCAAGGACCAGGAACAAAGUAUUGCCGCGUUUUGGAAACAGCAGCACGAGUGCCAGUUGAGAGCAUAUCAGACAACUCAAUCUGCAUCUAGUUGUACAGUGAAUUUCUUCAAGACGAUGAGCAAUGACAUUUUCAUUGUAAAGGAAAUGGUGGAAGAUGCACGAUUGAUAUAUGACGAGAAAUUAAGUGAAUUUACGGAAAAAUUUGAGGACUAUGCCAAAGAUGAAGACAAACAACUAUUAGAUAAAAUGGCAGAGCUUUUAACAAGUUCAAAUGCUAAGAAGAAGCAACUGAUUCAAGCAGAAGUAGAUGCUAUUCGAAGUGAUAUUGGCAACAAAACUUACAUGAUUGAUCGCAAAGUGUCAAACAUGAAUGUUCUUACUUCCUCCACACAUGAUGAAUACACAAACUUCUUGGGAAGACAAGAGAGUAAUUACAUCGAGGAUAAAAAGGCGACCCAAAAUGGGAAAGAUGAGUUGACAGCCAUACUCCAAAACUGGAUGACUAUGGCAAAAACGGGUGAUGAAAGGUGGAGGCAAGUUCAAGAAUCCCUAAGCAACCUACAGAAAAGGCAUACUGAAUCUGUGGAUGCCACAAGCAAGGAUGCCCUUGAAAAGAACAAAGCAGUCUACACUCGGCUGUCAUCCACUGCCUCAUCAACACUUGAAGAUGUAAAUCAUGCCCACAGUAGUUCUCUCACAUCCAUUGAAUAUCUUAUGAGACUUAACCAUGAAGAAAAAGAGGGGAUCAGUUUACUAACCGCACAUCCUCAUGAAACCAUGAAUGAUAUGGAAGCGGCUCACUCUGCCAAAAUAAUUGAUAUCUCGAAAGAUGCUGAAAAGUGCUUGAUAAAUGAAUACACGGUUGACAAUUCUUUGUACUUGACACCAAAUGUCUGUAAAUUAUUAAGCAAAACCAACACCGAAGAACUCAAGACUCCACCAUUUGAGGUGUUGCUAGAUUCAUAUCGAAAAGCUCAAACUGGGAAGCAAGAAAAUGGAGAUUUAAAUGCAUUUCCUUUUGGAAUUAUUAACGGGGGUUGAAGAUUGACAGGUUUAAGGCUUACAGCGAUAAGAAAUACAGAUAAAGCAGUACAAUGUGCUCAGUCAACUGAAUCGACUUUGUUCUUCUAGUUUCUGCAAACAUAGGAUAAAACAGUACAAUGUGCUCAUUUCACGUACAUUGACACGGAUACAUGUAUUGCUGACUUCGGAAACUCAGCAUGAGAAUUGUGUCAUUUGAAUUUUCACAUCAACUAAGCAUGCAAAUAUUACAUGAUGUAUACCUAGCGUAGCAUUAAUUGUAUCCGUGAUUCCUCAAUACGAUAUACCCAAAGGUAAAGAAUUUGUUCU